AGGAUAGCAGCUGAAAUGACAUUUCGCAUUCGCAUCAAGGAUUUCAUUCUACAUUUUUCACAAGGACCAAGUUCAAAAUCAAAAAAAUUCGUCUAAUUACCUAAAUAAAUUUUAUUCCAAAAAGUAAUAAUAAGGAAUAAUAUAAACAUUAAUAAAUAUGUCUAUAUUAGAUUAUAAUUAUAACGGUUCCACCUUAACAUUUGAUGACCGAUUAAUCGAUUUGGUCAGGGCUCAUCCGGCCAUUUAUGAUGUGAACGAUAUAAAUUACAGACGAAAUAGUGCUCGUCAAGAAAUAUGGCACAAAAUAUCUCGAAUGCUUGGUGCUUCAUCAAAAAUAUGUCAAGUCAAGUGGAAGAACAUACGCUACAAUUAUUUAACUGAAAUCAAAAAUCCGAAAAACCCAAAUAUACGUCGAAGAAGAUUAACUCGAGAUUUGUCGUUUUUGAAGACGACGGCUUUUACAUACAAGAAAAAAGGUGAUCGAAAAUCAUCAGAUAGCAGUGGUUACAUUUAUAAGCCCGAUAAUCAAGAUGAUUUCUAUGAAAUUGUCAUGGUUGAACCGAGUGAAGAUGAAUCAACCGUUGGAAUGUCUUCUUAUCCCGUAGAUGACGAAGUAGAUGUUAAACCUACAAUAUUAGCUGAUGCUGAUUUAAGUAAAGUCACGGCAUCAGAUGAUACCACAGCAGAAACACCCACAGAAACUACACCGAUACCAACCAAAAGUCCAGAAAUCAAUGAAGUAGCAACAUCAUCUGUAUCGGAUUUCAGAUCAUCAAGUACACAGCGGAGAGAAGAAGAAUGGAAUCAGCCAACACGAAGAGAGUUGGAUCGCAAUGCUCCAGAUGCCAUUGAAAUGUAUUGCUUGUCAUUAGCUGAUUCAUUGCGAGCCAUGACAAGAAGUGAAAGAGAACGAGUCAAGUUUGAAUUUGCACAUAUUCUUAAAGAUGCUCAAUAUCAAGAUAAUAAUUAAUUUUUUUUUGCAUUAUUUUAAUUUUUCUAUUUAUCUGCGUGUGUCAUAAGUCAUAAUCAAUUAUAAGUCAUUAUUUAUACAUUCAUCUUUUAUUUAAAACUAUUUAUUAAAAUUUUAAUAUUAAGCAAUAAAUCGAAAGAAACGCUAGUAAUGUUUUUAAACCAAAAAAAGUUAUGUGUAUUU
Molecule: messenger RNA, 1153 nt
Organism: Episyrphus balteatus (marmalade hoverfly)
Lineage: Eukaryota; Metazoa; Arthropoda; Insecta; Diptera; Syrphidae
Gene: Dlip3
Product: transcription factor Adf-1
Exons: 4
Coding region: 158-970 (270 amino acids)
Biological process (GO): regulation of transcription by RNA polymerase II
Cellular component (GO): nucleus; transcription regulator complex
Molecular function (GO): DNA binding
Source: RefSeq, a predicted model, not a curated record